AUGGUUAGAAGAUCUAAAUCAAUGGAGACAACAAUAAAAGAAGGAAAUCUAUAUUUAUAAAGAAUGGAAUAAAUGGAAGGAGUAAAAUGUAGAAAAUAAAACGCAUAAUAAAGAUAAAAAAAUUAAAGAGGAGCACAAGCUGAUAAGAAAAAUAAGAAUUCCCCUAAAAAAAUUGAUCUAUAAAAAUAAUUUAAAGCAAAGAGAGGAAAGCAGUAAAAAUAAUAAAAAAAAGCAAAAGAGUACCUAAAGAAGCGGUCUUCAAUAUCUAUCUCUAAGUCUAUUUUAAAAAUUGAGAAAAAAUCAAUUAUUAAAUCUUAAAGAGUGCAAAAAAAUGAGCAUGCUACUAAUAAAAAUACCAAAAAGAGGUUUUAAGUUGAAAUAAGUAAGAAUAAUGAGAUGGAAAUAGAAAAAAAAAAUGAAUAAAGUAUUGGAAAAAAGANAUAUAAUGAUAUCAUCUAAUCUGGAUUUUAUCACUGCGAUUUAAAGACUGCCAAUAUACUAGUGGAUUCUUCUACCCUCUAAAUAUAAAUCUGCGAUUUAGGAUUUGCAAAAUAAAUAAACUAAAACAUCAAAAGCAGAAGAGGUUCAAGAGGAUAUUUUGCCCCAGAAUUUUUCUAGAAAGAAAUAAUCAACAUGGAUGAAAAAACAGAAAUCUAUGCUUUAGGAGUAAUAUUAUAUUAACUUUUAACAAAUGAAUUUCCUUAUACGAAUCAAAUUAAUUGUUUAAAAUGGAUAUAAAUCACAAAAAGCAAUUGGAAGGAUUUUUGGAAAAAUAAAAAAGUUUCAUAAUUGUAUAAAGAUAUACUUUAAAGCAUUUUUGAGAUGGAUCCAAAUAAGAGAUGCAAUUUGUGUUAUUUAUAAAGCAUAUUUCAUUUUUGA
Molecule: messenger RNA, 879 nt
Organism: Paramecium sonneborni
Lineage: Eukaryota; Ciliophora; Oligohymenophorea; Peniculida; Parameciidae
Source: the annotation of a GenBank genome assembly